Arabidopsis thaliana (thale cress) is the source of this 2119-nucleotide messenger RNA. RefSeq names its product ARID/BRIGHT DNA-binding, ELM2 domain and myb-like DNA-binding domain-containing protein. Bases 289 to 2010 code for a protein of 573 amino acids. The transcript has 3 exons. Lineage: Eukaryota; Viridiplantae; Streptophyta; Magnoliopsida; Brassicales; Brassicaceae. The record is from RefSeq and is marked reviewed. Gene Ontology annotation, molecular function: DNA binding. Gene Ontology annotation, cellular component: nucleus.
CUUAAUAUUAACCCCAGAUUAAGAUUUGUUACAAAACCAAAUAAACAAAAACAGACAAUGGUUCAAGUGCUUGCAUGUCUUUUCCAUUGAUCUCAAAAAAAAAUUGUGCCUUUUUGUCAGUAUUUAUUUUGUCACUUCUGUAACAACAAUGGCGGAGUUUAAACCCAUAAGGUGGCUUCUUUAAAAACAUAUCCUUUUCGCGUCUGCAACAGAAAUCUCCAGGUUAUUGAAAGAAGAGACCUUUCUUGAUUAGAGCAAUGAAAUUGAGGUAAAGGGUUUAAUGGCAGGAUGGGAAGUUUUAAUGAUACUUCAUGUUCAUAUGUUGAUGUUGAGAUUAAGUAUGUUGAUGAAUGUGAGGAGAGGUUAAGGAGAUUGUUUGAUCAAGCUUUGUUGGUUUUUCUUGAGGAAGAGGGUAGUAUAAAGCCUCUCCCUGCAGUUAUAGGUGAUGGCAAAAAUGUUGAUUUGUUUAAGCUGUUUGUAUUGGUGAGGGAGAGGGAAGGGUUUGAUACUGUGUCUAGGAAAAGGUUGUGGGAAGUAGUGGCUGAGAAGUUAGGCUUUGAUUGUUCACUGGUUCCUUCUUUGAUAUUGAUUUACUUGAAGUAUUUGAACCGGAUGGAGAAAUGGGCGGUGGAGGAAUCUAGGAUUGUGAAUUGGGAUAAUAAGGAUAGUGAAAAGAAAGGGUGUUAUAGUGGUAUGUUGCAUGAGUUAGGGAAUGGUUUUAAGAGUUUGUUGGACAAUGGGAAGUGUCAGAAACGUAACAGAGCUGUUGCGUUUGGUUGUAACCAUAUGGAAGAGUCGUGUUCAGAGUUUGAUAGGUCUAGGAAGAGGUUUAGAGAGAGUGAUGAUGAUGAUAAAGGAGUAGGACUGUCUAGUGUUGUUAUUAGGGAGGAGACUGUUGUAUGUGCUGUGGAAGAAGGUUUGUCGGAUUUUUCCUUGGAGAAGCGAGACGAUUUACCGGGAAUGUUGAAGUGGCUGGCUUUGGUUGCAACAUCUCCUCAUGAUCCUGCCAUUGGAGUUAUACCGCAUAGUUCAAAAUGGAAGCAGUAUAACGGUAACAAGUGUUGGCUCCAAGUGGCUAGAGCAAAAAACUCUUUGCUGGUUCAAAGAGACAAUGCUGAACUCAGAUAUAGAUAUCAUCCAUUUCGGGGUCACCAAAAUAUACAUCAUCCGUCUAUGUAUGAAGAUGAUCGAAAGUCGAUAGGGAGGUUAAGAUACAGCAUAAGACCUCCAAAUUUAUCCAAACACUGUUCGAGCUCGUGUUGCAAUGGAAGCAGUUUGGUCUCUCUAUCUAAAUCAAGAUCUACCAAAUGCAGAAAACUGACGAUCAUUGCUUCUGAGAGAGCAGGCCUUACUGCAGGAACAUCUAGAGCCAGAAAGCGAAACAAAGCAGAGAUCCCGAGAAGGUGUAUUAAAGUAGGACAUCAACACCAAGCCCAAGUGGAUGAAUGGACAGAGUCCGGUGUAGAUAGCGAUAGUAAAUGGUUAGGAACCCGUAUAUGGCCGCCAGAAAAUAGUGAAGCUUUAGAUCAGACGCUUGGAAAUGAUUUAGUUGGAAAAGGAAGGCCAGAUUCUUGCAGCUGUGAGCUCUCUGGUUUUGUGGAAUGCACUAGGUUGCACAUUGCAGAGAAGAGAAUGGAACUGAAACGUGAGCUCGGCGAUGACUUUUUCCAUUGGAGAUUCAAUCAAAUGGGAGAAGAAGUGUGUCUAAGAUGGACAGAAGAAGAAGAGAAGAGGUUUAAAGACAUGAUCAUCGCGGAUCCUCAAUCUUUCUGGACAAAUGCGGCAAAAAAUUUCCCAAAGAAGAAGAGAGAGGAGCUUGUGAGUUACUACUUCAACGUCUUCUUGAUUAACAGAAGACGGUAUCAGAACCGUGUGACUCCAAAAAGUAUAGACAGUGAUGACGAAGGAGCGUUUGGUAGUGUUGGUGGCAGUUUUGGUCGUGAUGCUGUUACUUCGUCUGGUUCAGAUGUUAUGAUCUGUGCUCAGAAUCGUCAGUGUGAGGACUACUGAGUGAAGAAGCAGAAGAUUGUAACAAAAGGAAAAUGUGUUGUAUAAGGUUUAACUCAAAAAACUUCUUUGGAAGAUAGAAGUAUAGGAGUUUCAGUUUGUAGCUUUUUUC